Messenger RNA from Paramecium sonneborni, 494 nucleotides. Lineage: Eukaryota; Ciliophora; Oligohymenophorea; Peniculida; Parameciidae. The record is from the annotation of a GenBank genome assembly.
AUUAUGAUUAAGGCAAUUCUCAUCUGUGUCUUAUUAUUAUCAGUUACUGCAGGACAUGUAAGAAAAACUCACAAAGCAGUUCAUAAUAAAAAAGCUAGAACUUUUAAUAGCGCUUUCUUUGAAUUUGAGAAUUUAGGAGAUAAAGAUUAUCAUUUGAGUGCAAAAGAGUCUUGUAAUUAUUUAAUUCUCUAUGUUUUUCUUAGAACACUGGGCCUAGAUAACAACUGACAAAGAAGUUUCGACCAAAAAAUAUGCAUCACUCACUGAAACUCAUUCUGACUAUGUUCCAGGAGUUGUUGGAGCUGUAGUUGAUCUUUCAAACAAUGCUGGUGUUUAUUCUUAUACAGCCACAGAUAUUAAUGGAAAUAUUCUUGAAUCUGAAUAGGGAGAUAAUUUGGCUAGUAAAUUGAAUGCAGCAUAUCUUGAAACAACCUCAAAAAUUUAGGAUUCCACACUGUAAAAUCUUUGAGAUUUAUAACAUAAACCAAUACAAU